Molecule: messenger RNA, 932 nt
Organism: Pelagomonas calceolata
Lineage: Eukaryota; Pelagophyceae; Pelagomonadales; Pelagomonadaceae
Source: the annotation of a GenBank genome assembly
GUGCGAGUCAAAAUCCCCCAAUCUCGAUAAGGACCCGCGAAGGGGAACGUAAAAGAUCCAUAACAACGCGCCGAGUCAGAAUCUAGAACGAAAAUCGCCGCCAAAAGCGCUGCACACCACUGAGAGCAGCGUCAGCGCUGCCCCACGCCGCAGGACACGCGCGCUAGCCGAGCGAGCGAAUAUCAAGCGGCAUCACUACGAAAAUGGGCCGCAGCACGCGCAACCGCCAGCCCGGCGAGCGAAGGUACCCUCACGUGGAGCGAGCGGCGAACGCCGUCAAGCAGCAGCACAACGCUUGGGUCCUCGAAGCAGCGGUAAGGAACGGAGGCGACGUCGUCGCUCUAGAUGGCGUCGACCUGAACACAUGCGGAAUACUGGUGCGCGGCGGCAUCGCGGCGGCGCGCAUCCACGUGCCGAACCGGCCGGACUUUGACGCGAUCGUGAGCCGGGAAAGCGACGGCCCUGCGGGCACGGUAUACCGUGCGACGGCGCAGGAGUUUUGCGAAGCCUAUGCGGCGCUGGCACGGCCGCGGCCGCCCGUACGCACGGUCUGGCUCGACGUCAACGCGCGCUGGGGGCUGCACGUCGAGCGGGCCGUCCGUGCGCUCGCGCGGUGCGGUUGCGUCGCAGACCUCUUCCUCACGCUCAGUCGGGGCUACCACGCGCCGCAGCUCCCCGCCCUGCUCGACGCCGUUGAGGCGAUCUUCGGCGAGGAGGCGCCAGGCGCCGCGCUGACGCUCGUCGACGAGCACACGGGCGAGUACGGGACGGGCAUGAUGAUCAUGCACUGGCGCGUCGCCGAGGGCUGGUGGUGGGAGCGCGCGUGGGCCGCGCGCGCGGCGUCGGCGCCGCUGGCGGACCGCCUCGCCGCCGAGGGCCCGGAGGCGUUCCGGAAGCCGCGGAACGUGCGGGCGGCUCACGGGUGAUGGGUG